This is a messenger RNA of Drosophila innubila, 3632 nucleotides long. RefSeq names its product E3 ubiquitin-protein ligase RNF13 (gene gzl). NCBI's taxonomy places the organism in Eukaryota, Metazoa, Arthropoda, Insecta, Diptera, Drosophilidae. The transcript has 10 exons. Bases 983 to 2620 code for a protein of 545 amino acids. Gene Ontology annotation, cellular component: cytoplasm; nucleoplasm. The record is from RefSeq and is a predicted model, not a curated record.
UAACGCCAUCGAUAGUUUUCCAGUUCUACUGUGUGUGGGCUCUGCUCUGAGUUCUAAAAUCUUAAUAUAUCUCAAAUAAGCCAAUUCAAGCUGCUGUAAAAUGUUAAAUCAGCAAAUUUACAACAAUACGAAUCUGAUUUUAUAAUAUUUACAAGUGGUGGUGCGUGUUUGUGUUCUAAUAUCAGAAUUAUUAACUGCAACGCAAUUGCGAUGUCGACGAGUGCGAAGGAAAACGAAUGAGGCAAAAAAGCGAGUGCUAAAAAAACAGAGUACAAUAACGAUAGAAAACAGUUGCAGGCAAAUUCAAUAGAAUUGAGAAAAUAAACAAUAUAUACAACAAAACACCUUUUUUCGUCAAUGGGAAAACGCACAACCAUCGAGCAACGGGAGUUGGUAUUAAAACACCACAAAUCGGGACAUUCUCGCCGGAAAAUAGCUGAUCUUGUGAAUUUACCAGAGUCUACAGUAAAGGGAAUAAUUCAUCGUUUCGUAUUUGAGAAACGGGUGAAAAAUAAAGGGAGAAUCGCUCCAAACAAGAUUUUCAAUGCAAGAGAUGAGCGAUAUAUUGUACGUAAAGUGAAGCAAAAUCCAACGAUAUCGGCUUCCCAACUGGCUACCGUGGUGGAGGAAAGUCUGGGCAAGUCAUGUUCCGGAGAAACUAUACGUCGAGUUCUCAGAAAGAAUGAUAUGCAUGGAAAAAUUUCAGGCAAAAAAUCUUUGAUUAACACUAGUAAUCUUGAAAGAGCAACCGAACACACCGAAAAGGACUUCACCAUCUGUGAGCAGGCAACAACAGCACACACACAGGCACAAAUAAGCACAGAUGAGACAUGCGAAUAGUGCGAAUGGUAACAAUCAUAAGCAGCAGACGCAGCAGCAGACGUAGCAACAACAAAUUGAGUCAAUAACAACAAUACAAAACAGUUCAACAGGCGGCAAGUUUGACUUGAUUCGAACAGUAGCUGGAUCAGCCAAGAACAUCAUGGCUAAGAAACGUUGUCUCACUGUGCAGCUGGCAUUGCUUGGUCUCUGCUUCAUAUGCCAUCAGUCGAUCAUCGAGGGACAUGUGCUCGUCUAUAGACGCACCACAAGUCAGUUGAUUGAGGAAUUCAACGAUUUGCCAGCGACAUUUGGACCCAGAAUUUCUGGCAAUAGUCUCCGAGUUUUCGUAGUGCCCCCCGAUACCACCAAUCAAUAUGCCUGUUCGCAUUUAAGACCCCCACCGCGCACUGGAUAUCCAACUGGAGCCAAGUUUGUGGCGAUUGUAUCACGCGGAGGAGAUUGUACAUUUGAAAAAAAGGUGCGUGUGGCCCAAAAUGCAACAUAUUAUGCUGUGAUCAUCUACAACAAUGAAGGCGAUGAGUUGGAACAAAUGACCGCCAACAAUCAACAGGGCAUAAACAUACCAUCUGUUUUUGUGGGCCUUACGACCGGCAAGGCAUUAUUAUCAUUUACAUCACCUGAGGUGGUGCUAAUCAUCAAUGACGAGCUGCCCUUCAAUAUCAACACACAGCUAAUAUUGCCAUUUUCCAUACUAAUUGGUCUCUGUUUUCUCACUAUGAUUAUCUACAUGAUAUACAAGUGUAUACGGGAGCAGCGACGUUUACGUCGUUAUCGAUUACCGAAGAGCAUGCUUAAGAAAAUUCCUGUGCUGCGAUAUACCAAAAAUAAUACAAGCAUCAAGUAUGAGACCUGUGUUAUCUGUCUCGAUGACUUUGUCGAGGAUGACAAGUUGCGUGUGCUGCCCUGCUCGCAUCCUUAUCACAGUCACUGCAUCGAUCCCUGGCUAACAGAGAACCGCCGUGUUUGCCCCAUUUGCAAGCGGAAGGUUUUUACGAAGGGCGAAUCUCGUGCGAGUCGGAAUCGACAGCCUUCUUUAGAUAGUGUCACCGAUACAGAUGAUGAUACCACACCGCUAUUGCAACAGCAGCCACAAACGGCAUCUGCAGCUUCAACGGCGGCCAGCGCUGCCAGCGGUAGCAACGGCGCCAGCAUCAAUUCAACAGGCACCACAAGACAUGGCACAUUUCGACACGGCGAUACUACUGUGCGCAACACAGCCGAGGCAGAGGAAUAUCACAGUUCAGAUGAUGAGAAUGCGCUGCUGGGAUCCAUGCCUCAGGCCAAUACAUCGUCAACUUCCCAACGACGGGUCAAUCCGUUUGAUCGGACACCAAAUUUACCCGCUCAUUUGGCGGACCAGCUGAGUGAACCAAGAGGCAAUCUUUGGUCGCGACUUAACUUCAACUUCCUAUUUCGUCGUCAGCCCGUUGGCAUCAGUGUUGCAGCGCCGCCGUAUCUCGAACAUGUUGAGUCCGGCCCCAGCGAAAUUGCUAUACGCGGAGUGACAGAAAUUGCCACGACUGUUGCUAUAUCCACGCCUACAUCAAACAAUAUCCUAAAUCCGAAUUUAAGCGGCUCAUUCAAAGAUGAUGACGAUAUGCCACCGCAUCGUUCGAUUUACGAACCAAUUGCAAUAAAUACACCCGCCACGGAGCACGCAACAUCUGCUGGAACAGUUGAUGGUGCUGAAUCGGCGUUUCUACAAACUCCAGUCCAAGGCGGCAUAGGAGUGGCCGCGUUGCCUCAUAGCUCUGAAGAUCGCCAGUUUCUCAUAUGAAUUAGACGCAAAUUUAGAGGCGAUUUAGUGAGUUUAGUUUUCUAGGCAAUAGGCUACACCAAGCAGACAAUUAACUAAAAUGAAUCCCCUUUUUUAGGCGUAGUAAUAUAAAUGUCGCUUGGCUGCGGCCAAACUGUGGCUGCCAGCUGCUUUGUUUUAAACAAUUAACAAAUGUUUACCCUUAAUAUACAUAAUAUGUAAUUGUAAUUGUAGUUGUAAUCAUCAUAAUCAUGCAUCGUAGAUCAUGAAUGAUUAUGGUUUGCACCGCAACAUACAUUACAUUCAUACAUACCCACAAACAUACAUACAUACAUAAAUAUGCGUAUACAAAUUGUGAUUUAUUUUAUAUACCUUAUAUAUUACUAACAUUAUUGGCUAACGUAACUAAAGUCGAACAACAUACAAAAUGAAAAAUGAAAGAAAAACAAACAAAAAAUACUAUUUCUCACUGUAUAAGAUUGAAAUUGUUUACCUGAUUCGAAUUACAUAAUAGAUUUUUGUUUGGUCUUAAACUUACUCAAUUCACACUCCGUAACAAAGUCGCUUGUAAAAAGAUAUCGUUCAUAAAAUUAAGGUAACCAAAAGUGAAAAAAAGUGUAAUUUUAUUUAAUAAACAUUAGUUUUAAUAUGCGUGUGAAAUUUGUUUUCAGACCUAAAAAUCUAAGUGUGCAUCAAUAACGAAUAAUCCCAUUUAUUAUAUUUUGUAUGAUGCUGCUGUAUAUUAUUAUCAUCGAUUUAACUAAUUUUAAGUUUUUUUAAAUUACUCGACGUAUUUUUUUCCUAUUAAAGGCGGUUCGAAAAUUGAACUAAGAGAAUCAAAUAUUUCACAUAGUGCAGUGAUUUGAAAAAAUGUUAUAAUUGAAUAUAUACUAGUUAUAAGCGCUAGUUUGUGAUUAAUUUCUCCAAAAAAAAAAAAACAAAAAAAAAAGAACUUGCAACUGAUGAAAACUGUUCACAACAAUAAACGUCAAAUACUGUAAAACGAAAUCAAUUAAAUAUAAAGACAUAAUAA